Cercospora beticola is the source of this 951-nucleotide messenger RNA. RefSeq lists its product as uncharacterized. Gene Ontology annotation, cellular component: methionine adenosyltransferase complex. Gene Ontology annotation, biological process: S-adenosylmethionine biosynthetic process. The record is from RefSeq and is a predicted model, not a curated record. Lineage: Eukaryota; Fungi; Ascomycota; Dothideomycetes; Mycosphaerellales; Mycosphaerellaceae. Gene Ontology annotation, molecular function: methionine adenosyltransferase regulator activity.
AUGUCUUCGCAAGAUCGGUUUCUUGUCUGGGGUGCGCAGGGCUGGAUUGGUGGUAUGCUGAUUGAGCUGCUCAAACAGCAAGGCAAAGAUGUCCAUGGGACGACCACCCGCAUGCACGAGCAAGAGGCCGUUCGUCGUACUCUCGACGAGAUUCGGCCAACCCAUGUCAUCAACUGUGCGGGCAAGACUGGCACUCCGAAUGUCGAUUGGUGCGAGAGCCACAAGCUUGAGACCAUGGAAAGCAAUGGAUUGGGAGCCUUCAUGGUGACCUAUGAGUGUCAGAAGAGGAACAUCCACUGCACUGUGCUGGCCACGGGUUGCAUCUACACCUCCGAGUACACGCCAGACAACUCCACUGUCACGUCCCAACCCUUCACCGAGGCCGAUCCACCCAACUUUACAGGCUCCUUCUACAGCAAGACCAAAGCGCCCAUCGAGACGUUCCUCGCUCACUACCCCAACAAUUUGACACUCCGCCUCCGCAUGCCUGUCUCUGCAGACCUGAAUCGCCGCUCCUUUGUCACCAAGAUUCUGAACUACAAGAACAUCGUCAAUAUCCCCAACUCACACUCCAUCCUGCCCAACCUCCUUCCAGUCGUCAUCGCCAUGUCCGAGCACCGCGAGACUGGAGUCUACAACUUCACAAAUCCUGGCUCGAUCUCGCACAACGAAGUUCUAGAGCUCUACAAAGAGAUCGUCGACUCCAGUAUCACGUGGCAGAACUUCUCGUUGGAAGAACAAGGAGAAGUGAUUGUGGCAGAAAGGAGUAAUUGUGCACUGGACGCGAGCAAGUUGGUGGAGAAGGUGAGAGAGUACAGAGAAAAUGAGGGCAGAAAGGAGCUUGAUGUUCCGGAGAUUAGGGUGGCGUACCGGAGGUGCUUUGAGGAGAUUGCGAAGAAGAUGGGUGGUGAGGGCGUACAGCAGAAGGGUGGAGCGAUGGGCAUGGCCUGA